GUGUCAGGGCCACAGGUAUGCGCAGUCCCCAACCCUGGUCCCAAAGGCUGAGGAUACCCAGGAUUCGGACACAUAUGCCUCUUAAGACCUCAUCUCUCCUGGUGCUGCUGUUACUGCUGGAGGGGGGAAUGUUCUCCUCAUCCCCUCCACCCUCUGGGCUACUGGAGAAGCUCUUCCAAUACAUUGAUCUCCACCAGGAUGAGUUUGUGCAGACACUGACGGAGUGGGUGGCCAUCGAGAGCGAUUCUGUGCAACCCAUGCCUCAUCUCAGACAGAAACUCUCCAGGAUGAUGGUCUUGGCUGCAGACAAACUCCAACACCUGGGAGCUGGGGUGGAUUUUGUGGACUUGGGUUUUCAACAGAUGCCUGAUGGUCAAAGUCUUCCCCUACCUCCCAUCAUACUGGCUGAGCUAGGAAAUGAUCCAAACAAGCCCACUGUGUGUUUCUACGGACACCUCGACGUACAGCCAGCUCAGAAGGAUGAUGGGUGGUUCACAGACCCCUAUACACUGACGGAGGUAGAUGGAAAACUGUAUGGACGGGGAGCAACAGACAACAAAGGCCCUGUCUUGGCUUGGAUUAAUGCUGUGAGCACCUUCAGAGCUUUGGAGCAAGAUCUUCCUGUGAACAUCAAAUUCAUUCUGGAAGGGAUGGAAGAGGCGGGUUCUGUUGCUCUAGAGGAACUUAUCAAAAGAGAAAGGGACCGCUUCUUCUCCAGUGUGGACUACAUUGUGAUUUCAGAUAAUCUAUGGAUCAGCCAGAGGAAGCCCGCACUCACCUAUGGAACACGAGGGAACAGCUACUUCCUGGUGGAGGUGAAAUGCAGAGAUCAAGAUUUCCAUUCAGGGACCUUUGGUGGCAUCCUCAAUGAACCAGUGGCUGAUUUGGUUGCUCUUCUUGGCAGCCUGGUGGACUCAUCGGUUCACAUCUUGAUUCCUGAAAUCUAUGACCAAAUGGCUCCUAUUACAGAGGAAGAAAAAAAAAUGUAUGAAACCAUUGAUGUGAACCUAGAAGAAUACAAGAAUAGCAGCCAAGUUGAGAAAUUUCUGUUUGACACCAAGGAGGAACUCCUGAUGCACCUGUGGAGGUACCCAUCUCUCUCUAUCCAUGGCAUUGAGGGUGCAUUUGAUGAGCCUGGAACUAAAACAGUCAUCCCUGGCCGAGUCAUAGGAAAAUUUUCAAUUCGCUUAGUCCCUCACAUGAAUCUUUCUGUGGUGGAAAAACAGGUGAAGCAGCAUCUCGAAGCAGUAUUCUCCAAAAGGAACAGUUUCAACAAGAUGACUGUUUCUAUGGUACUAGGACUCCACCCAUGGGUUGCGAAUAUCAAUGAUACUCAGUAUCUUGCAGCAAAAAGAGCCAUCAGAACAGUGUUUGGAGUAGAACCAGAUAUGAUCCAGGAUGGGUCAACCAUUCCAAUUGCCAAAAUAUUCCAGGACAUCACCCAAAAGAGUGUGAUGAUGCUCCCACUGGGGGCUGUGGAUGAUGGAGAACACUCUCAAAAUGAGAAGAUUAACAGGUGGAACUACAUAGAGGGAUCCAAAUUAUUUGCUACCUUUUUCCUGGAGUUAUCAAAGCUGCGUUGACAACAAUAGGAGCCUUCCAGUGUAUUCUUACCUACUGACAGAUUGCUCCUCCCAUACCCUGGAAAGAGUUGGAGUUGGGAUAUUCAGAGACUGUGGAGCCAGUAAAGUAUCUGUUUGUUCCCAAGGAAAGUGUCCUGGGACAUUAGGACCAAUAAUAAAACAUUUCAAGGCAUAGGUACGGGAAAUGUUUUAAACAGACCCUCUCUACAAAUCACCUUCCUAAAGUCACAGCCACCUUGACCUUGAGUUCCCCAAAUCCAAUGCAAUGACCCAGGUUUGGGUCCAGCACAACCUCUACCACAAAUGGAACGACUAUUCAUCAGACUCUCACCUUACUUUCUGGGUCCUGAAGAGCUCUGGUGCAGAAUAAAUUCACCCAGUGUCUCAUAACUUAAAUCACCUUUGCGUCCCUACCUUAAAAUGAACAUAUUGGCCUCCACCACUGGCUACAAUGAUUUCCCUGUGGAUUCAUUUUCAGAGGUGUUACUAAGACACAGCACUGUAUUAAUCUCCUGACUUCACUUUAUUUAUUUCAUCCUAUUUCUUGAAAGUGCUGAAGCUGGAAUGAUCAAUAUUCAAACCCUCACACCAUUUGAGAUCCUUGGGCAAAGAUGAGGUUUUCUUUUUUUUCUUACCUGUGCUGUGAUUGAUGCCACCUGGUGAGCUCCCCUGAAUCCUGUUUGUCCUAUCCCAUUGGUAAAAUGCCCCACCCCCCAAUCUGCAUACAUGUAGACCAGUCAUUCUAUCAAUAGAUCUACCCUGAUAGAAUUUCUCUCACCCCAUUGGAAUUUCACUCAAUGAUUAUAUCUAAAUUGCUCAAAGCUUUUAAUAGCAUCAGUGUUAGAUAGAGAACUAAUCAACUUUGACAUCAGUAACACAGUCUCAAUUUAUAGCCCUCAGCUAAAUUUGCAUUCGUUAAUCAUUUUAGUUAACCAUCUUGUUUGGCUUAAUUGGGUUUGGUGGUAUAAACACCAAAAAAAAAAAAAAAA
Nannospalax galili (Upper Galilee mountains blind mole rat) is the source of this 2572-nucleotide messenger RNA. It is a transcript of the gene Cndp1, whose product is annotated as carnosine dipeptidase 1. Gene Ontology annotation, cellular component: cytosol. Gene Ontology annotation, biological process: proteolysis. Gene Ontology annotation, molecular function: metallodipeptidase activity. The record is from RefSeq and is a predicted model, not a curated record. The transcript is spliced from 12 exons. Bases 18 to 1583 code for a protein of 521 amino acids. Lineage: Eukaryota; Metazoa; Chordata; Mammalia; Rodentia; Spalacidae.